Molecule: messenger RNA, 816 nt
Organism: Carica papaya (papaya)
Lineage: Eukaryota; Viridiplantae; Streptophyta; Magnoliopsida; Brassicales; Caricaceae
Gene: ELIP1
Product: Chlorophyll A-B binding family protein
Source: RefSeq, a predicted model, not a curated record
UUGUUUCAGUAAGUUCAAAUUCUAAAACGUCUUCAAAAUUUUUCGAGUGAUUUGUUAAAGAGUUUUGGAUGAUAAUGGCAUCAUCAUCAUAUGCAAUGCAAUCGAUCUUCGGCAGCCCAGUUCAGGGCCGACAUACUCCCAGAACUAAACAGUUUUUGACUCCAACCACCUCUUAUGCCGGCGUAGAAAUGGUGGCCUGCUGAUAAGAUGCAUGGCUGACCAGGAUGAUGGAUCUGCCUCGACCACCUCUUCUCCUCCACCUAAGACAUCUAAAUCUCCUGCUCCUGCUCCUGCUCCUGCUCCUUCUCCAGCUGCUAAGCAUAAGGUUAGCACCAAAUUCUCGGAUGUACUUGCAUUUGGUGGUCCAGCACCGGAGAGGAUCAACGGGAGGCUAGCGAUGAUCGGGUUUGUUGCUGCGAUGGGAGUGGAGUUAAGCAAGGGUCAGGAUUUGUUUGCGCAGAUAUCCAACGGUGGGAUCCCAUGGUUCCUUGGGACAAGCAUUGUGCUGUCGCUGGCAUCUCUGAUCCCACUGUUUCAAGGAGUGAGUGUUGAGUCCAAAUCAGAAGGGUUGAUGACGUCAGAUGCAGAGCUUUGGAAUGGCAGAUUUGCCAUGCUAGGUCUCGUUGCUUUGGCCGUCACUGAAUACGUCAAAGGGGGCACCCUCGUCUAAUCACUUUAAUUACAUUCCGUUUUCCUAGCUGAUGCAGUUUUAAUGAAAUUAAGCAGAUGUAGUGAUAUCUUAAUGAACGCCUCUUCUAAUACACUGUAUAAUCUUAUCAGCUUAAUUAAAGACUAAUAGUCACCGGCAAUUCUGCA